Carassius carassius (crucian carp) is the source of this 862-nucleotide messenger RNA. Its product is annotated as chondroitin proteoglycan-2-like. Lineage: Eukaryota; Metazoa; Chordata; Actinopteri; Cypriniformes; Cyprinidae. Bases 82 to 753 code for a protein of 223 amino acids. The transcript is spliced from 4 exons. Gene Ontology annotation, cellular component: extracellular region. Gene Ontology annotation, molecular function: peptidase inhibitor activity. The record is from RefSeq and is a predicted model, not a curated record.
AAUUUCUAUUGCAGCCACAUUAUUAUUUGUGUGCAUUGUUGUCCACACCUCAAUUCAGUGCAUUUUCUAGUAGGGAUCAUUAUGAGAUCGCAGGUUGGGAUGAUGACAGCUCGAUUGUACUGCUCGUUGAUUGCUGUUUUAUGUUGUCUUUCUGGAUACUUGAGCAUAACAGAUGUUACUGAAGGACAAACUGCUGCAAAGCCAGGAGAGUGUCCCCCUCAAACAUCUGGAAGCUUGUUUAAUGGGUCCUGUAACGGUGACUCUGACUGUCCCAACGAUGAGAAGUGCUGCGGCAAUGGAAGUGGAAAUUACUGUACAGCUCCUUAUACAGUGAAGCCGGGUCAGUGUCCCAAACCGAAGCGCGUUCCAGAAUGUGCUGACCUCUGUUUCCAUGAUGGCCAGUGUCCUGCCACACAGAAGUGUUGCCCAACCACCUGUGGCCAUGCAUGUAGUGAACAAAGUGAUCAGGAAAGUGAUCAGGAAAGCGGUCCGGAAACUGGUCAGGGAAGUGGUCAGGGUAGCGGUUAUGGUCAGGGAAGCGGAUAUGGUCAAGGUCAGGGUAGUGGUUACAGUCAGGGAAGUGGUUAUGGUCAAGGUCAGGGAAGUGGUCAAGGUCAGGGAAGUGGUCAGGGACAGGGUAGUGGACAGGGUAGUGGUCAGGGACAGGGUAGCGGUCAAGGUCAGGGACAGGGAAGCGGUCAGGGAUGUGAUCGGGGACGGGGUCGUGGAUGUGGUUGGAGACGUGGUCCAUGAAAUGGUCAUGGGCAUUUUGCAUAAUACUUGCAGGAGAUCUCUUCAAUUCAGUACUUUAUUCAUAUGGCAUGUUUUCCCUGUUUGCUUAAACUGUUUAGAAGGUUUCUGG